ACCUCCCAAACCAAGCCGAGAUUUUGCAUUAUCCGUUUAUUACCAUUUUUCUUCUUCUUUCUCCUUCUUCUUCUCUCUUUUAACUCCACACUCGUUGCUCUCAUGAAUCACCUGCUCCCUCUUUAACCCCCUCCUCGAUCGAAUUUCGUCGUUUUUUGUUUCUUCCUUUGAUUUUCACUCUGAUUUUCCCAGAACAGAGAAAAUGGAUGAUAACAAUGGCGAUCAUCAGACGAAACCCGCACCUCGCCUCAAUGGAUUCACUAUUCUGUGUGCUCUUCUUGCCUCCGUCACUUCCGUUCUCCUUGGAUAUGAUAUUGGGGCUAUGAGCGGUGCUUCGGUUUUGAUUAAGGAGGACAUGGGGAUCUCUUCUUCAAAACAAGAAAUCCUGGUGGGUGUUUUGAAUGUGUUCUCUCUGUUUGGAUCGCUUGCUUCUGGAAAAAUGUCCGAUUGGAUUGGCCGCCGAUACACCAUUGUGUUUGCCGCAUUCACGUUUUUUUUAGGUGCCGUUUUGAUGGGUCUCGCGCCCAAUUUUUGGGUUCUCUUGGUCGGUCGGAUGGUCGCCGGAAUUGGCGUCGGCUGUGCCCUCAUGAUUGCCCCUCUCUACACCGCCGAGCUCUCUCCGGCCAUGAGCCGCGGCCUCCUCACCUCCCUUCCCGAAGUCUUCAUCACUUUCGGCAUCCUGCUCGGCUACAUAAUUAACUACUGCCUCGCCAGUCUUCCGUUACACCUGGGCUGGAGGCUCAUGCUCGGCCUCGCCGCCGCGCCCGCAAUUGCCAUCGCUUUCGGCGUCAUAGCCAUGCCGGAAUCCCCUCGUUGGCUCGCCAUGAAAGGGAAGGUCGCCCGGGCAAAAAAGGUCCUCCUGAAAACCUCAUCGUCGCCGGAGGAAGCGGAACAAAGACUCCAGGAAAUUACCACAGCGGCGGCAAUGGUCACCGGCGGCGAAGGGGAUUUCCGCGGGGAAGGUGUCUGGAAGGAGCUAUUGCUGAGACCCUCACCAGCAGUCCGUCGCAUGCUGGUCACUGCCAUCGGAAUGAACUUCUUCAUGCAAGCCUCCGGAAACGACGCCGUUGUGUACUAUUGCCCGGAAGUGUUCAGAGCCGCCGGGAUCCACAACAAGAAACAACUCUUCGGCGUGAACGUGAUCAUGGGCUUAGCCAAAACUUCAUUCGUUCUGCUCUCUGCUCUGUACCUAGACAAGUUUGGAAGGCGACCCCUAUUGUUAUUGGGCUCAACGGGUAUGUCCAUCUCUCUAGCUGGGCUCGGAGUGGGCUCAUUGUUUCUACAGAAAUCAGUCAGGAAGCCACUUUGGGCCAUCAUCCUGUGUGUGGUGGCAGUGUGUGCUGACGUGUCAUUCUUUUCAAUUGGGCUUGGGCCCAUAACGUGGGUAUACUCGUCGGAAAUAUUUCCGACAAGGAUGAGGGCCCAAGGUUCAAGCUUGGCGAUAUCUGUGAACAGGCUCGUCUCCGGCGUGGUGUCGAUGACGUUCUUGACGAUAUCAAAGAAGAUAACGUUCGCCGGAAUGUUCUUCGUGUUGUGUGGGAUAAUGGUGGUGGGGACACUGUUCUUUUAUGUGUUCAUACCAGAGACCAAAGGGAAGAGCUUGGAAGAAUUGGAGACAUUGUUUGAGAAAAAACCCAAAGCUGAUGAACACAGGGAAACCGAAAUGGGGGCUGUUUAGGGUUGUUAAUUGUAAUUUUAAUGAUGUGGAAUUAUUGUAGUUGGGCUUUCAAGGUUUUCGUGCCUCUUGCCUUCUGUGUUAACCGGGUCCAGAGGGUAAUUUUUGUUUUUUGGGGGACUUGGUUGCCAUCCUCCUUUUGUAAUUAUGCAGAUUUGAUACGAAGGAAAGAA
This is a messenger RNA of Neltuma alba, 1848 nucleotides long. RefSeq names its product polyol transporter 5. Gene Ontology annotation, biological process: transmembrane transport. Gene Ontology annotation, molecular function: carbohydrate transmembrane transporter activity. Lineage: Eukaryota; Viridiplantae; Streptophyta; Magnoliopsida; Fabales; Fabaceae. The coding region runs from base 203 to 1678 and encodes 491 amino acids. The record is from RefSeq and is a predicted model, not a curated record. The transcript has 2 exons. Gene Ontology annotation, cellular component: membrane.